Dufourea novaeangliae is the source of this 841-nucleotide messenger RNA. It is a transcript of the gene shrb, whose product is annotated as charged multivesicular body protein 4c. The coding region runs from base 127 to 792 and encodes 221 amino acids. The transcript has 4 exons. NCBI's taxonomy places the organism in Eukaryota, Metazoa, Arthropoda, Insecta, Hymenoptera, Halictidae. The record is from RefSeq and is a predicted model, not a curated record. Gene Ontology annotation, biological process: vesicle budding from membrane; late endosome to vacuole transport via multivesicular body sorting pathway. Gene Ontology annotation, cellular component: multivesicular body; cytoplasmic side of plasma membrane; ESCRT III complex.
CAUGGCGAUCGUACGUGGUUGGUGUGCGAUCUUAUGUUGAUUCUGUUCAAAGUUGAUAGCGUUUAUUGUGUUCGGGAGUGUUAAUAGUUAAUAUAAUUUAAAUUUGGUGCAGAAUUCGCCAGAACAAUGAGUUUCUUUAGCAAAGUGUUCGGUGGUAAAAAGGAACCGGCCCCUCUGACGACGGCCGAGGCGAUACAGAAGUUACGCGAGACAGAAGAUAUGUUGAUAAAGAAACAAGAUUUUCUUGAGAGUAAAAUAGUUUUUGAAAUUCAAGUUGCCAAGAAGCAUGGGACAAAAAAUAAGAGAGCUGCAAUUCAAGCCCUUAAGCGAAAGAAACGAUAUGAAAAACAGUUACAACAAAUUGAUGGCACUUUAUCUACAAUUGAAAUGCAAAGGGAGGCAUUGGAAAGUGCAAAUACAAAUACUGCUGUACUCACUACAAUGAAAAGUGCAGCAGAUGCAUUAAAAUCUGUUCAUCAACACAUGGAUGUUGACCAAGUGCAUGACAUGAUGGAUGAUAUAGCUGAACAACAAGAUGUAGCCAGAGAAAUUUCUGAUGCAAUAUCCAAUCCUGUAGCAUUUGGUCAAGAUAUAGAUGAAGAAGAAUUAGAGAAAGAAUUAGAAGAACUUGAACAAGAACAACUUGAUAAAGAAUUGCUUGGUAUUGAACCUACCGAUGAACUUCCAAAUGUUCCAGCCACUGCUAUCCCAGCUGCACCAGCCAGGACUCGCACAAAAGCCAAACCAGAAGAGGAUGAAGACUUGAAAGAGUUGGAAGCAUGGGCAUCGUAAGGUGGUAUCAAAAUGCUUGUUAAACAAAUUUUACAAGGAAUUAAGAACU